AUGCGAAAAGCACACUCAAAGACAGAUGGGAAAGAAAUCCAGAUUUCUCAGACUCACAAGGACAAGAGAGACUGUGGGCAGGUUUCAGGUCUGCUUUCUCUCCCUCGGCCCCUUUCUCCCCGCCUUUCCCCCUCUCCAUCUUUCCCUCCUCCCACCUUAGGCCCAGCUCCCGCUCGCCCCUCUUCCCCUCUCUCCCCACCCCCUCCCUUUCUGGGGCCGGCAUUUCCCCGCGGCGCACGGAGGCUCCGAGUGGAGUCCGCGCAGCGCGAGCUCCGGAAAGCGUCGGGGGCACGGAGGGUCGCGCUCUCGGCCGGGAGGCCGCCCUUCGGAAGGGGCCGCCCCCGGGGCUGGCGGAGCCGCGCCGGGCUGCCCGGCUUGCGGGAGAGGCCGGGCGCGCCCGAGGGGAGGCUGGGAGGGCGUGCUGCGCCCCGGGAGCGGCCCGGCGGAGCUGCGGAAAAGCCCUGGGAAUUCACCCGGAUCAAAAUGCCCCUCGCCCGUGUGACCCGUGACCCUACCCCAGGAGAAGCAGCCGAGUUACCCGACAUCGUGGUCAGCAGAAGCUGGGUUGGUGACUGGAUGCUGCAGCUGCAGGGACUCUGCGCCUGGGAGUGCUCCUGUGCAGGGGGAGAGGCAGAGAUGCAACAUUUUUAAAGUUUCACAAAGCAUCCAGCUGCACCCAGGUUCCUGGAGCAGGAGACAAACAGAAUUAAUGUUUUAUACCUUUGGGUAUAGGUUUGAGUUUUUUCCCCCUCAUGCCAAGUAUUUAAAACCUCUAGAAACCCAUGAUUUGACAAUCAAUGAUUGCGCGAUACUUUCAAUUUGAAUAUUCAAAGGCUUAACAAAAUGGACUAUCUUCUGCAGAAAUCCUGCACACAGGCACCCCACAGAGAGUCCACAGAAACAGGGAGUGAGACCCCUUUGGGUCCUGACCCUUGCUUUUACUGUAUUUUGAGCAUUUUGUCCACCUUCCUGCAGACAGAGCAGGGGUGCUCAAAGGUUGUGUGUAUUUCUGCCUCAAAGGCAGCUUGGGAAGCCUUAAGUGACUUGGGCUGCCCUUCAUGACCACCUGAGCCAGGCUGACAGGGCUGACUGAGUCCCACCUCCCCAGCCUCUGUUUUAAGGGAAAACCUCAGAUUUGGGGGAGUAAACAUGGCAGCUGGUAGGUAUGGCCCUGCAAGGAGUCGCUCUGGGCCCCGGUUGCAGGCCCAGGGCCUGCAGAGCCUUUAGCUCUGUGCCUCAUCCCCUCCUGGCCCCGCCUGGCCACGUGCUAGCUUCCCUCCCCUUUCUUCGGCUCUCCGUCUGGGCCCCAGACACUG
Molecule: messenger RNA, 1316 nt
Organism: Sus scrofa (pig)
Lineage: Eukaryota; Metazoa; Chordata; Mammalia; Artiodactyla; Suidae
Source: RefSeq, a predicted model, not a curated record